Mucor mucedo is the source of this 1526-nucleotide messenger RNA. RefSeq lists its product as uncharacterized. The record is from RefSeq and is a predicted model, not a curated record. The transcript has a single exon. Bases 88 to 1485 code for a protein of 465 amino acids. NCBI's taxonomy places the organism in Eukaryota, Fungi, Mucoromycota, Mucoromycetes, Mucorales, Mucoraceae.
UUUUUUAUUUCUUAUUUCUUAUUUCUUAUUUCUUUUUAUUAUUUUAAUUUUUUUUCUUUUUUUUUCUGUACACUUUGUUUAUAAUCAAUGUCGGCAAAAUCCAUCACACUAAGAUUUACUAAAUACAAACGAUUUAGUAUACUAUGUAUUCUUGUGAUAACCCUUUUAAUAUUAUGUUCAUUGCCGUUUGACGAUAACCCAUUUAAUCUCUUUUCCUACCACACAUCAUCUCACACAAACACAAUGGAUACACAACCAGCAUUAAUCACAGAUAAUGAACGAUACCUAGCUUAUUUACCACACUCCGGACUCUCCAACCAACGUAUAGAACUUUCCAACGCUUUACUAUUAGCUUACAUGUUAAACAGAACCUUGAUCAUCCCACCCGCUUUCCUAGGCACCGUCUUUGGAUGGAUGCCUCGUGAGAAACUGACGGAACGUCUCGACUGGCUUACUACGCCCAAAGAUUUCCACAAGUUAUGCCAACAACCUACACCGGGAAAAUUAGCCAGUUAUACCCAACAUUCACGGUGUGAAGAAUACAGACACUUUGGUACCAUCGCUUGGUCUGAUCUCCAUGAUUUUAGACCAUUACAGGAAGCAGGUAUCAAAAUCAAGUUUCAAUCCAUCGUAUCAAUGAAGCAAAUACGCCAGGAUCUGCAGAUCAUUAACGACGAUGAUAUUUACAUUCAUCAUGAUAUUCAAUUAUACGAUUGGCGUCUCUACGAGAACAAGACCGAGGCUGUGGGCCUAUUACAAAACGGACUUAAUUAUUUCGAUUCGUUUGCGGGAAGACGUUAUUACAAGGUGUUUUUACCGCGUCAUUUUCAACGCAGAAGAGAGAAAUUGGUGUACUUGGCCGGUAUCUUUGGAUCGACACGGUUUACGAUCAUUCAGCCUGAGCACAAGGCUAUGCGGCAAUUAAUCGCAGACGUCUUACAUUAUCGUUUGGAUACGCCCUUGGGUGAAACGGUGAAUGCCAUUGUCAAUUACUUGGGUGGCAAAAGUUCAUUCAUGUCGGUUCAUUUUAGAACGAGUGAUAAACCAUUUAAAAAGGAAGUAUCCGCCAAUUUAAAGCAAUUCGUAAAAAACAUGACGGAGAUCGUCGGCGGUGGCGUUAACGAUGGUAACAGUAGUCGUGCUUGUGUCCGUAUACGGGACGAUCAAGAACAGGAUUUAACUUUAUUGGGAAAAGGCGUUAACGUGUAUAUAGCAACCGACCAUAAAGAUCCGCGCGGGGAGAAGAGUGAACUGCUGCCUUGGUUCGAACAAUUUCCUUGUACCACGACCUUAUCUGAUUUGCCGGAUCAUCUCUUUCAACCGCUAAACAAAUUAAGGGAUUUAGUAUCUCCUGUUCGACCGCUUAAAAGUUUUUUGAUCCCUAUUGUGGAUGCCAUGGUGGCUGCUCAUGCAAGGCGUAUAUUAACUACCCCAAGAUCAACCUUUUCAAAAUACAUUGAGGAGUUGCAUAAAGCUUGGGCAUAAUCAAUCUCUCUCUCUCUCUUUUUUUUAGCUUGUACAUAAUA